UCCUCCCUGGCCCGAGGACCGUUGGCUGCAGUUGGGGAGUUGGGGUGAAACCAUGAGCUCCCCCUCGCGGCCCCUGAACGGAAUGCCCGGGUCCGGGGCAGAAGGCCAGUCUCCUUACCAGAGGUUGAGUCGGUGGAUGCUGGACAUUUCCGGGGACCGGGGUGUGCUGAAGGACAUCAUCCGAGAGGGUGCCGGCGAGCUGGUGACCCCGGACGCUUCCGUGCUAGUGAAAUAUUCUGGAUACCUGGAGCACAUGGACAAGCCUUUUGAUUCUAACUGCUUUAGAAAAACUCCUCGGCUCAUGAAGCUUGGAGAAGAUAUUACACUUUGGGGCAUGGAGCUGGGCAUUCUGAGUAUGCGGAGGGGAGAGCUGGCUAGGUUUCUGUUCAAACCAACCUAUGCCUAUGGAGCACUGGGCUGCCCGCCCUUGAUCCCCCCAAACAGCACCGUCUUGUUUGAGAUUGAGCUGCUUGACUUCCUGGAUUCUGCUGAAUCAGACAAAUUUUGUGCCUUGUCAGCGGAGCAACAAGAUCGAUUUCCACUUCAGAAGGUCCUAAAAGUGGCAGCUACUGAACGAGAGUUUGGCAACUACCUUUUCCGCCAAAAUCGUUUCUACUAUGCCAAAGUGAGAUAUAAACGGGCCUUGUUGCUUCUCCGCCGGCGCUCAGCACUCCCUGAAGAGCAGCACCUGGUGGAAGCUGCCAAGCUACUUGUUCUCCUUAACCUCUCCUUUACGUACCUGAAGCUGGAACAACCCACGAGGGCCCUGCACUAUGGAGAGCAGGCUCUGAUUAUUGACCAAAAGAAUGCCAAAGCCCUCUUCCGGUGUGGACAGGCCUGUCUCAUCAUGACUGAGUAUCAGAAGGCCCGGGAUUUUCUAGUCCGAGCCCAAAAGGAACAGCCUUUCAAUCAUGACAUCAAUAACGAGCUGAAGAAACUGGCCAGCUGUUACAGGGACUACACGGAUAAAGAGAAAGAAAUGUGCCAUCGAAUGUUCGCUCCUUAUGAUAAUGGCUCCACAGUAGGAGAAAAUUCAAGAUUCUUCAACUAACUGCAAGCAAGAGAAGUGAGGCUGCUGGAGUUCUCCCUUGGUACUGGUGGGAAUUGGGGGGAGAAAGAGCUCCCUGGGCGCCCUGUGUCACAGUGGCCUGCUUGGAAGAGAGGCUGGGAUUCCACAGCCCUGGGCAUUGCCUCAUCUCUGACGCUGCUGAACUGUGUUUUCACAGGUGCUGUUUUCUGUUUCACAUUUUCAUACACGUAGUAGGGGGAAGUGUCUCUACUGACAAGUAGAAAAAUGCUAUUCCUUUUAAGGCAGUUUUUCUUUUUUUUUCUUUAAUGGAAUUAGUCCUUGGCUUUUCUCCCAGUCCCAACCCUCCUUCCAACUGCUUAAUGGCCCUGGGUAAAUACAAAUAGAGAUCGCUGUGUGCAUUUUAUAGGGCUCUCUGUUUUGAAGAGGGAGAAUUAUGUUACAAAUGUUUUUGUUGUAAAUAAAUAAAAUACUUCCUUGUCCUUGCAAGAUCCAGUAUACAUUUAAUUGUGUGAAUUCAACUAAACUUGUAAAGUCAGUAGGUGGGGUGAGGGACAGCUAUUCAUUAGACCAGUCGGGUCAGCAAGAGGGGUUAUUGCAUGGCUUUCUAGAGCCAGAGUAUUUCUUUUCUAUUUACCUAAUAAUAAAAUACUUGUGCAUUUGGAUUUAGGUUCCCUUGAAACCAGCUGCCUUCUGUGGGGAGCUGUUUCAAGACAGUUAAUUGGAAACCUUGGUGCCAGUCAGUCUUUCUGCACUUGUGCACCCCAGGGCUUCCCACGGCACCUCUCAGGGCUUCGACGUGACUCCUGGCGGGGCGGCC
Molecule: messenger RNA, 1847 nt
Organism: Phyllostomus discolor (pale spear-nosed bat)
Lineage: Eukaryota; Metazoa; Chordata; Mammalia; Chiroptera; Phyllostomidae
Gene: FKBP6
Product: FKBP prolyl isomerase 6
Exons: 9
Coding region: 53-1051 (332 amino acids)
Molecular function (GO): protein binding; peptidyl-prolyl cis-trans isomerase activity
Source: RefSeq, a predicted model, not a curated record